CGAAGCGUCACCUGAGAGGGUCAGAUCCGUGUAUGUACGUACAUUUGACAUCGGCGGCGGCUAGUCGAUUAGAUAGAUAGGAUUGAUAAACAUUCGCCAUGCAUACCUUAUUGAAAAUUAUCGGCACGGCAACGGGGGAUUCGUCUCCUAGCGUCAUGUUAGUGUUCGAUAAGAAGAAAUACUUGUUCAAUUGCGGCGAAGGCUUCCAACGCCUGGCUACGGAACAAACUGCCAAACUGGCUAAAGUGGACUCGAUCUUUCUCACACGCCUAAGAUGGCGUAAUUUAGGAGGCCUUCCCGGUGUACUACUCUCCUUGGCUGGUAUUGGAGCGACCAGCGUCACAGUCCACGGCCCUGCGAACUUACAUCACUUUUUCCACGGCACAAAUAACUUCAUGAACACAGGUCUUUUAGGGGUGAAUGUGCGAGAAUAUGACUUUAAACAUGCGGGGGAAGAUGGUCAAACAAAUUCCACAAGUAGCACAAAGCCUGUAGAUGUAUACAACGAUAGAUUUGUAAAAAUUACACCGGUUUUAAUACAGCCGUUGCGACAAGAUGAAGAACCAGAGCUGAAGCGAGCACGCACAGACACAGGUAGCGAGGUUCGUAGUCACGAUCAGACCUACACCCCACUGACAGAGGAACAAAAGAAAGUUAUGCUUGCGCACCUCGCACCGGCGAAAUCUAGGUACAACGACUUGAUACAUCAGCAGAUACCUGCGCCGAAGAAGGGUGUUCAAAACGAUGUAGUUUGCUAUAUGUGCGAGUUACAACCCGCCCCGCCAAAGUUCGACGCCAAGAAGGCGGUCGAACUUUGUAUACCAAAGGGAUCGAUUCGUGCGGAUCUAGUGAAGGGUAAGACAAUCACGCUUAAGGACGGUACAGCAAUCACGCCCGAUAUGGUCACGACCAAAUCGCCGAAAGGCUAUACGGUUUUGAUUAUUGAUUGCCCGAGUGCAGAUUAUAUUCCAGCGCUUACCGCUGCUCCUGAAUGGAAGGUCUCGCAAGCCACCGACGACAGCUCCAACCCACAGCCACUUGUGGUGGUGGUGCACAAAUCACCUAUCAGUGUUUUGAAUGACGAGCGAUACGCCACGUGGGCUGCGUCAUUUGGCAAGACAGCCGACCACGUGCUUAUAAAUGAGGAUCUAUGUGACCAGUCAACUGUAUACAAGAGUCAGGAGCGCUUACAAGCCAAAUUGAAUAUCAUUGAUGAGAAGAUCUUCGCGAUGCCGGAUUUCUCUACAAGAGAUCCCGCUGCCGCAAUAUCUGCGCUUGACUUUGAAGUAUUCAGAACCCAAGGCCGCGUGGGAUCGCCACAGAUGGAGUACCGACUGGAGCCUGCUAAGAAAGCUGGCUUUCUGCCACCGGCGAUAGAUUUGCACAAUAGUCUAUUCACUAUCAUGUGCGAGGCAAAAGAGAUUCUGGCUGAAAAUCCUACGACUGACGGACAGUCAGACGAGGCAAAAGAGAUUCUGGCUGAAAAUCCUACGACUGACGAACAGUCAGACGAGGCAAAAGAGAUUCUGGCUGAAAAUCCUACAACUGACGAACAGUCAGAAACGAAGCAUCAAUUUCCACACGCGGAUAAGGAUGUUGAAGUCCUAUUUCUUGGAACUGGGUCGGCCAUACCUUCUAAGUACCGAAAUGUAAGCUCGACCGCGUUACGUAUUCCUGACAUCGGGUCGAUUAUGCUCGACAGCGGUGAGGGCACGUACGGACAGUUGAGGCGGAUGCUUGGAAGAGAGGGUGUGCAGAAGUUCGUUGAUGAUAUAAAGUGCGUGUACAUAUCACACAUGCACGCCGAUCAUCAUCUAGGUCUGAUUCAGUUACUCGCCAAUCGAUCCGCUUCGUGUCCGCCGUUACUGGUCGUUGCUCCCAAUAAAAUGAGAAUCUGGCUGAACUUAUACAGUGCCCUCGAGCCUAUCAGCUUCGAAUUUGUUUCAGCGAAUGCUAUGAGCGGUGGCUAUAAGGCAAACAACCAUUUGCACCAGAAAGCGCUUCUGGCGAGUUUGCGUAAGCAGAUGGGUAUUACCUUGGAUUGCGUCGGCGUUAUACAUACAAAAGACGCUACCGGCGUGGCUCUUAGUCACGAGUCAGGCUGGAAGGUUGUCUACUCCGGUGAUACCAGGCCUUGUGGAAAACUUGCCGCUGCUGGAGCAGGCGCAACUAUUUUGAUACACGAAGCGACGUUUGAAGAGGAGAUGCUUGCGGAAGCAAAGGCGAAGAAUCAUAGCACCACGAUGGAAGCCGUUUUAGAAGGGGGCAAGAUGAACGCCGGACUUAUUGUUCUGAAUCAUUUCAGCCAACGGUACCCUCAGGUGCCGAAAAUCGAUGCUCGCUUCACCGACAGGACAGCAAUUGCAUUCGAUCUCAUGCGAUUCGAAUUCAAAGACAUGCCUCGUCUUCCGAAAAUGCUGAGCAGAAUACAACUCCUGUUCUCUGAGGAAGAGGCUAGGCUGCAUGAAAUCACAGAGGCCAGAGAGUGUUGAUUGUCGUGCACACAAUCCGCUUACGUAAACCCACGUAGAAUGACGGUGUAAAUUACUGAGCAUCUACGGCGGCCAUGAAUAGCUUGGUAGAGAGUGUAGUGUGAGAAAAUUAUACUGUCUUACCCACGGGUAACGGCCACGCGUCGAUCAGAAGCGAAGGUCUGUAUCCGAAUACAAGCACACCAGACCUUUGACAACGCUUCUUGACGCCCGGUACUAUAGCAUUCAGUCAUACCAGAAGAUAUGGAGAAGGUAGAGGGGGGACGAGAGAAUCGGCCUCGCAGAAGCUCGCUCGAGAGCUCUUGAGGGUGUCACAGGAAUGCUCCGGGUCAAAUUAUAGGCGGGAAGCAUCUAAUUCUUCGUCGCGCUCUGUCGUGGUUCAGAAAAAAUGCACUAUGAGCGACAAACUCAUAGGGCGCCAAUGCCACUCUCGUCGCUUAGACGGCACGCGUACGGACUAAAAAUUGAAACAGACAGUCGACUCACCUUCAAAGCAUGUUUGAUUGCCGCCUCUUGGAGCACAUCUUGCUCCUUCUCCCUCCUCUUCACUUUGCGCUUCUUGCCUGUCAGAGGUGGUACAUGUACAAGUGUAAGAUGACAAUUUAGCGUGUGAACCGAGAGUGUAGUUCAGCAGCGGCUGCUACAAAGCAAUAGUAUGUGCAAGCACCGUAGCACGAACUUAUCAGCAGAAACCGAAUUGCAUAACAAUGUGCUGAGGUUUAUUAGCAAAUAAAGCACAGUCUGACAAUACAGCGCAG
Molecule: messenger RNA, 3250 nt
Organism: Sphaeroforma arctica JP610
Lineage: Eukaryota; Ichthyosporea; Ichthyophonida
Exons: 6
Coding region: 99-2492 (797 amino acids)
Biological process (GO): mitochondrial tRNA 3'-end processing
Cellular component (GO): mitochondrion
Molecular function (GO): 3'-tRNA processing endoribonuclease activity
Source: RefSeq, a predicted model, not a curated record